UACUACAUACCAAAGAGUUCAAAAGCGCCGGCGCCGCCAUAUUGUUUGUGCACGCCGCUUCGAUCGAUACACCGCUACUACUGUUCAAUUCGAGGAAUCGAGGCAAUUUUCAAUUCGGACGAAAUCUUCUGCAGCUGAAAUGAGUUACGGAAGGCCUCCGCCCAGUAUUGAGGGAAUGGUGUCCCUGAAGGUGGACAACUUGACGUACAGGACCACCCCCGAAGAUUUGCGUCGCGUGUUUGAAAAGUACGGCGAAGUUGGAGAUAUUUACAUCCCGCGCGAUAGAUUCUCCAGGGAAAGCCGGGGAUUCGCUUUCGUCCGAUUCUAUGACAAGCGUGACGCUGAAGACGCACUUGACGCCAUGGAUGGCAGGAUUCUUGACGGAAGGGAGUUGCGCGUGCAGAUGGCCCGUUACGGGCGACCUUCUUCACCGUACCGAAGGCAUGGCAGAUCCAGGCGAGGAGGACGCAGCCGUUCCAGAUCGCGUUCCCGUUCUCGGAGGAGCCGCAGCAGAAGCCGUAGCCGUCGCAGGUCUUACAGUCGCUCCAGGUCUAGGUCUGAUAGCAAGAGUUCUCGCGGGAAGAGUCCUAGGAAGGGCAGCCGCUCUCCAGAACGAGAAAAGAGUGGCAGCCGCGACCGCAGCCGUUCUCGUUCAAAGUCUCACUAAUUAUGAGGAGACUCGCAAGUGGACUUCUGUGUGAACACGCCGUCUGAAGCUGAAGAACUAACUCAUGUCAGCGCAGGGGGAAGGGGUAGGAAAGAGUAAGCGGUAGGAGGUGCUGUAGGUGCUCCCUGCCAGGUACUUAGCCUUUCCACCACUCAACACAAUCAUUCCCCUGGGAGUCCACUUUGCGAAAGAAACGCAACGGUGUAAAAUGAACAGCUAUACUAUCCAGAUUAAUUGUGUAAAACACUCGAUCAGAGUGACUUUUCUAUGGUCAACUAUGUGCACAACGCACAAGCUAUCUUGCGAGGUGACCUUGUCCAGUUCUAAAUGGGAUGGAAAUGAAAAUCUGUUUUUAAUUGUCUUGUAAUAAGAGUACAAUAGCAUAAUCAUCGGCUAAAGCUGAGAGCCGCAAAUCUAUUUUAGUCUGUCAACAAUCCAUUGGUUUCCUUUUCAGUCUCACUAGAAAUAAUGAAAAUCAUUGUACAUUAUAUAUAUGGAUAUUCGAUGAAGUGCUAACCCUCGUUUUUUAACUGCAGGCGCGGGUGAUGUAUCAGAGAAAGCAGUGUUGCUGUUGUGCAGCUGUUGCUGUGCGGGGGUUUGGAGACUCGAGUUGCAGUCGUGGCUGAUUAUCCUUACCCUUUCACCUUGCACCCAUGAUCCCAUCCGUUCUGCCCUGUGAAAUGUUGCGACCAAACGGGGCUUAAAUCCUAAAGCAACCUUUGAUUUGCGCCCUGCUCUGCGUGGGCCCAAAUCAAAUGCGAAAUUAUUCACAAACAAACACAUAAUUUUAUCUGUUAAGGACAAAAGUUCUCCACACCCUAAAAGGGGGGCGUUAAACCGAUUAUUUUUCUGCGCAUGGUUUAUUAUUUUUGGUUAAUAGCAGGUCAUUUAGUCUUAAGUGGUAAGUAAGCCAUCAAGAGUAUUAUUUUUCCGUACCCUGGAGAGGAAACAAGAGAGAAAACGCUAUUACUAUGAGCCAGAUGCAGCGAGUUCUCCAAGUUGUAUUAAUUGCGGUUUAAUAAAACUGACAGAUUCAUCAUGA
Molecule: messenger RNA, 1709 nt
Organism: Cloeon dipterum
Lineage: Eukaryota; Metazoa; Arthropoda; Insecta; Ephemeroptera; Baetidae
Gene: SC35
Product: SR family splicing factor SC35
Exons: 4
Coding region: 140-667 (175 amino acids)
Molecular function (GO): RNA binding
Source: RefSeq, a predicted model, not a curated record